ACACAUCUUCCAUCUAUCUGCACGAAAGACCUGAAGACAAUAGUUUCUGCCUCUCCUGACACACAAAGAUGUCUGCAGCUCUGACUCUCCUUCUCAUUGGUUCUCUGCUGCAAGGUGCCCUGUGUGGAGAGUUUAAGGCGUCUAUACCGAAGACUAUAAAGGUUCUUAAAGGAUCCUGUGUGACCAUCCCCUGCUCCUUUGAGAUAGAGGACAAAUACAAUGCACACUUAGAUAACACAUGUAGAGCAAUAUGGAGAAUUGAUCAGAAGACUGUGUUUGACAGCAGUAAUCCACAAACAAGUACAAUAAAGAGAGAACUGAGAGGAGACUUGAGAAGAAAAGACUGCACCACAACCCUGAACAACAUGCAACCUGAUAACAGCAAUAACUAUUUCUUCAGGCUGGGAUGUGACAAUGACCUGAAAUAUAAUUUUGCUGAUCAAAUCUCUAUUUCAUUCACAGAUGUUCCUGCCAGACCGACUCUGACUCCGUCAGCACUGAAGGUGAAGGAGGGAACCUCGGUGAGUUUGAUGUGCUCUGCUCCAGCUCCCUGUCUGUCUCAUCCUCCAACUGUGACAUGGACCCCCCACCUGGGUGAGAGUGUGGAGACACUGCAGGAGAAUCAGGACAAAACUAAAGUCAAGACCUCUGUUGUGACCUUCACUGCCUCUCAAAACCAUCAUGGAAAGACAAUCUCCUGUACGGCCUCCUACAACAAACAAGAUGGCAGCACUGAGUCAGCUGUUAGUACAAGUUUAACAGCUGAUAUUUCAUGUGAGUUCAUUUAUCCUCAUUCAUCGUAAUAUAGAUAUAUUAAUUGAAAUGAUCUUGUCUUUUACCUUUUUAGACUUUUGUUAAAUCAGGGCUGAAAUAAUUAGUCGAUUAAUCCAUUAAUCAUUUGACAGAAUGAUAAUUGUCAACAAUUUUGAUCAGGGAUUAAUAGUUUUAAUGCGACUGAUGGUAAAAAUGUUUCCUGAUCUCAAACUCAAGGAUUUUCUUCUUUUGUCUCUUUUAUAUUACUAUAAAUUGAAUGUCUUUAGUAUUUGGAGUGUUGGUCGAACAGAAGUUGAUUUGAAGACGCCUCCUCAGCUUCUAGAAAAUUAUGACGGGCAUUUUUCACAGUUUUCCGACAUUUUACUAAAUCAUUAAUGAUUGAUCGUAAAAGUAAUUUACAGAUCAAUUGAUAAUGAAAAUAAUAGUUAGUUGCAGCUCCAGGUUAAAGGUCAAAAUUGUCACUUUGGGA
Molecule: messenger RNA, 1243 nt
Organism: Anarrhichthys ocellatus (wolf-eel)
Lineage: Eukaryota; Metazoa; Chordata; Actinopteri; Perciformes; Anarhichadidae
Product: myelin-associated glycoprotein-like
Exons: 4
Coding region: 69-803 (244 amino acids)
Biological process (GO): cell adhesion
Cellular component (GO): plasma membrane
Molecular function (GO): sialic acid binding
Source: RefSeq, a predicted model, not a curated record